GCAGUGCACAGUCUGUGCGGCGCCUCCUCUGUUGCUGUGAGUAUUGAGGCGUAAAUUGAAAAAAAUGUGCAAUCUUGUGCCAAAUACUUACACAUGGAUACAAUGAUCAUUUACGUGAAGACGCUAACAGGGAAAACGUUGACAAUAGAAGUCACACCUCAAGAUACCGUGGAAGUAUUAAAAGCAAAAAUACAAGACAUAGAAGGCGUACCAAUUGACCAACAGAGGCUCAUCUUCUCCGGAAACCAGCUCGAAGAUGAGAGAACACUCGAGGACUUCAAUAUUAGCUCUGAAUCUGUGUUGCAUCUAAUCCUUCGUCUGAGAGGAGGAGGCAUCCCUAUGUUCUUCCUCAAUGUGGCAAUGCCAUCAUGCAGUGUGAUUCAACAAGUUGUCAAUGAACAGACGACUGUUAGCGAGGUAAGAAAGUUACUGGAAAAAGAUCCAUCCUUAAAGGGCCGGAAGUAUCGUCUGAUGGUGGCUCAGCAGGAGAUGGACAGCAGCAAGACCUUGGAGUAUUAUGGCAUCACGUCAGAGGCAGUCGUAAGAUUGGAAUUCAUAGAAGAUAGUUGCUGUGUUAUGUGAGUUAUUCAUAGAGCUACUUCAUAUUUGCCCCUAUGUGCAUCCAUCACAUCCUGAUAAAGAAGAGGCAUUUCAACUGGGCUGGAACAAUUUGGAAUUGGCUUUUAGUCCGGGGACCCAGAGACAUUUCUUUCACAUCUCGAGUACAAAAGGUUUGGGGCCUGGAAUGUAUGCAUCUAUGAUAGGAGACCCCAAAAAGGCAAUUCUUAAGUUCUACAAUUCUGCGCAGCAACCAGGGGGCGCCACGAAAGACCCCCCAAUUGUGACUCUUAAAUCACAAUUUGAGUACAUCCAUGAAACAUAAGGCAAUGUAUUCCUUAGGUCAUCCUAAAUCAAGAUCAGUCACUCUUAAGUAUCCAUUUCAUGUAUUAAUCCAUUUAAGAAAGAAAAAUAUACUCAUUGACCCCGUCCCUGGCGAGGUGAGUGUUAAUUCACAAUUUGAUUACAUUUUUGGUCUCAAACUGUUCAGUAGAUCAUCAUGAAUCAAGAACAGCAAUUCUUAAGAGUCCAUUUCAUGCAUAAACCCACUUAAGAAUGCAAAAUGUACUCUUUGAGACCCACCCUUAGGAAUGUGUCAAUAAUAUCCACACUGACAAAAGGGACAAUCAUAGACUGUAUACAAACACAAUGUUUAUUAUUAUUUUUUUAUAAACUACACCAUGUCUGUGUAGCGUAUAUAUA
Molecule: messenger RNA, 1260 nt
Organism: Penaeus vannamei (Pacific white shrimp)
Lineage: Eukaryota; Metazoa; Arthropoda; Malacostraca; Decapoda; Penaeidae
Molecular function (GO): protein binding
Source: RefSeq, a predicted model, not a curated record